CGUUUUCCAUCUCAGGCUCCCUAGUACCCGGGCGGGUAAAAGCAGCGGACGGGUAUGUGCGUAAAGAAAAGACCGCACGUCACGUGACCGUCUCUUACUCCUGAAUCCAUCAUUUGCGGAAUAACGAUACAUAUUUGCGCCGGAAACUGCCUGUUACCGCCAAUGUGUUCGAUGCAGGUUCAAGCGUAGGAUGCCAUUUACAGCAACGGACGGAUUUUAGCGACAUUCUAGGACGAAACGGGAGUUUUCUAGGAAGCUGAGACUUGUGAAGUCUGUGUGCCAGUUUGCAAGUGGAGGAAAAUACUGAGAGUUCAUCAUGGCAGAAAACAACUUCCCCCCGCUGCCUCGAUUCAUCCCCCUCAAGCCCUGUUUUUACCAAGAUUUCAACGAGAUCCCAGACCAACGCCGCACCAUGUGCAAACGGCUCUACUACUUAUGGAUCUUAAAUAGUGCCACUCUGGCUGUUAAUCUGAUUGGCUGUCUGGCAUGGAUGUGCGGCGGCGGUGGAGCGACUAACUUCGGUAUGGCCAUCCUGUGGCUCAUCCUCUUCACCCCCUGCUCCUACGUGUGCUGGUUCAGGCCCAUCUACAAAGCCUUCAAGACCGACAGCUCUUUCAACUUCAUGGCUUUCUUCUUCGUCUUCAUGGCCCAGGUUGUGAUCAGUAUUAUUCAGACAGUGGGCAUUCCAGGCUGGGGCGUGUGUGGCUGGCUCGCUACCAUCACUUUCUUCAGCACUAACAUCGGCUCGGCUGUGGUCAUGCUGAUUCCCACCAUCAUGUUUACUGCAGUGGCAGUGCUGUCCUUCAUCGCCCUCACAAAGGUCCAUAACUUCUACCGUGGCAGCGGUGGAAGUCUGGGUAAAGCCCAGGAGGAGUGGGCCACCGGGGCUUGGAAGAACCCCCACGUCCAGCAGGCAGCUCAGCAGGCAGCCAUGGGAGCCGCCCAGGGAGCCAUGCAACAGAACCAGUACUCGGCAGCUCCCACCUACAACUACGACGACCCGAUGUAGGACAGAGGAGGGGGCCGGGAAGCCGAGUGGGAGAGAUAAAAAGGGAUCAAUUAAGAACACAAUUCAGAAUUAGGUGCCCUUCAUUAUAACACUGUACACGCAGAAUUAAAAAAGAACAAUGUAGACAGUCAUGUUAAUGGUGCAAAUAUACCUUUUCUUGAAUUUUGACACAGAUCGGAGUACAAAUCUUAAUCAGAUCACUUUUAAUUCAACAGCCGGUCAUGUAAAAAGCUGUUUGUUUGGUUUUUUUUAUCUUUUAUGCUGCUCAAUUUUAGCUGGUCAGUGAGUUUUACUUCACAAAAAUAUAUCUAAAACCAGUCCCAGAGCUUCAUCUGUUCACUCAGAUGGAGUCUUCAGUGGUCCACAGUCACGUCUGCCUCUGCCUGUGUCACACUGACCUCUAAUGUGUUUUAAGGUGCUGUGAUAGCCAUAUUAUUACUAUGAUAAAACAAUUUAACUAUGAACUUAGGGACAAAUGAGCAAAGAUAUUUAAGUGUUUAUGAUUUUUAGUCUUUUUGCUGGUUUCCAAAAUGAAAUCAACCUUUAGGGAAUCAAAUGGUAAAAUGUCCAAAACAGAAAAUAAUUUGGCGCUAAGAAUAAAAAUCAGUUGCCUUUUCCUUUUUUAUUCUUAACUGAGAAGUUGUUCCGCAUCAGUGAAUAUUUCAGUUUGAUAUAGUAUUUUUUACAUCUCAGGAAAGGUGUGACAGCUGGUUUUACAUUCUAUCUGUGAAGCCCUCAAUGCGUCUUUUUUGUGUCCGUUAAUCACUACUUUUUCGACCAUUAAGGGUGUUUGUUUUCGUCAACACACUGGUUAUGUGCUGUACUAUUAGGUUGAUUUCAGUUCAUUGACUUACAUGUCAAAGUCAAGCACAUGCAGUGUUUAGAGAUGCAGAUCUUUGGGUAAAACAUUCCAAAUUAACGCUGUACAGGUUAAAAGUGAAAGAAAACCAAAACACGUGGAUGUCGGACUUACAGUAAAUAUUAAUAAUCAUUGUUGUAGGUGGUCAUAGCAUUGUAUGAUGGAUGUUUUCCCUUUAGGAAAUUCUCCCACUAACCCGUACAUGUAAAUGCUUAAAUGACUACUUGUUUCUGAAGCUCUGGAUUUCAGGCCUUAGUGUGUCAUUUUGUGGCUGUUGGUGUUAUUCCAUAAUUAGGUGUAAUAUGAUAUUUAUAUGAAGAAAAUAGAAUAUAAAAUCAAGCCGGUUAUUUCUUCUUAUGAACUGAAAGUGAAAGAGAAUAUUUAUGUGUCGCCCUCGUGAGGCCUGAUGUGUUCAGUCAGAGACAUUGUCAUUGAUUUUGUUUUCAGUGAAAAGGUUUUUCUUUCAAGAUCUUCUUCACGAUCCAGUAGUUGGUUAUUACAGUAAUACAGUAUUAGACUUGAAGCAGAUGUGAAGAUACGUAUCCGAAUGCUCGUUCUUUCUAAACCUGUGAGUCGUCUUGUCUGGUUGUGAUGAUGUGAUAUUCAGUAGACUGUUUGUUGUUUUGCUUUUCAGUUGUUUUUUGUACUAUUUUUUGGGUGUAUUAUGGAUGGCGUGUGGAUGAGUUUGAAGCACAUGUUCAUUGUGUCUUUCCAUGGCUGCGGUUUCUGUUUUUUUAUUAUUAUUUUUUAUCAUUAUGAAUUAUUUUUUCCCCAGUGGAACAAUGCUAACAAAUAUACUAAACACUAAAUUUUACCAGAAAAAACGUGGCUUUUGUGCAGUCUUCAGACAUAGACAGUAAUAUUAGUCAAAGUAAAGCAAACUGCAUUGUACUAUAAUGGUACUGCUCUAAAGUUGGACGCCACGAGUGUGAUUUUACAUAACAUUUUCACCAGCAGAUGCACAUAUUAUAAAGUAUAACUUUAAACGUACCAUACACACGCCCAUCUGUUAGUAAACGCACAAAGUUUCAGUUGUAUAAGUGUAAAGUUAUGCACAAAGGUGAACGAACAACUUACUUUACUCUGUGUGUAGUAACUCAUCCUGGUCUGCGGUGGCUUUCAGACCAUUUGUACAUAUACAGCACAGUCAAAGUGAAUAUGAGAACUACAGCUGUAUAGUUAUUGUGUAGCAGUACGUUGGACAGGUAAUACUCCGCAUUUUAUGUUGCUCUUCAUGCUGUAUCAAAGCUUCCACGAAUGACCCAACAUAACACCUGUAUGUUGUUUGAUAUGUAUUAUCAUGUACUAUAUCAUGAGUAGAUAUAAAUAUAUAAUAAUUACAUGAGGUGAGGUAAAUAUUUGCCAUGGAUAAACACUCAAUAGAAACAUGUUUUAAUGAGGUGGAUUAGCUGUUCGAGGAGGCUGUGUCUCCAUGAGUGAAGUCAAUGAGGAAUACAUUUUUGUGUAUUACUUUUGUAUUAUUUGGUCUUACCCUAAUAGAUAUUAAAGAGUUCUUGUUGCA
Sphaeramia orbicularis (orbiculate cardinalfish) is the source of this 3390-nucleotide messenger RNA. It is a transcript of the gene scamp5a, whose product is annotated as secretory carrier membrane protein 5a. Gene Ontology annotation, biological process: protein transport. Bases 317 to 1009 code for a protein of 230 amino acids. The record is from RefSeq and is a predicted model, not a curated record. NCBI's taxonomy places the organism in Eukaryota, Metazoa, Chordata, Actinopteri, Kurtiformes, Apogonidae. The transcript is spliced from 7 exons. Gene Ontology annotation, cellular component: recycling endosome membrane; trans-Golgi network membrane.